Mollisia scopiformis is the source of this 3039-nucleotide messenger RNA. RefSeq lists its product as uncharacterized. The coding region runs from base 1 to 3039 and encodes 1012 amino acids. The transcript is spliced from 2 exons. Lineage: Eukaryota; Fungi; Ascomycota; Leotiomycetes; Helotiales; Mollisiaceae. The record is from RefSeq and is a predicted model, not a curated record.
AUGCCGGUCAAAGAGCCAGGGAGCUCUCUUGACGCUCCAAAUGGAGCCUACGCCAUGGGAUCGACUCUGCUGAAAAGGCACAAGACUUUGCCGCAUCCUCGAGAAGAGCGUAUGCAUCAGAUAUACCCUUCGACGCCUGCGACGAAGCCACGCGACUUGACUAUCGACACUGGAACGGCGUCUCUACCGAGCUCAGAUACAUCGAGUCCACGUACGUUAAAGCAUGCAUCAAAGAACAGGAUUGGGUCCAAUGGCCUCCCACCAACGCCUCCGACUCAUUCACGACAAUCCUCUGGCAGCCAGCAGAGUAUCAUUCCUGCACCGAAGUUUGAUAUCCCACGUAUCGAAACCCCGACAGACAUUCCUUCAGCACCCAGUACACCACCCAAUCAGAAAAGUCCACCUACACCCGACUUCACGCCUCCGCGAGCGAUGCCGUUGGCAUUUCGACCUGGUCGUCCCCCAGUCAGCGAACGAUACCCCUCCUCACGCACAGACUCUUUCAAGACAGCACGAGAACAUCCAGAUUCAGAAGACGAUGACGAACACUCAACAGUAAGACCUAUUCUCCCAUCUGCUCGGACAUCUGCAGCGGAAGUGCCUCAGCUUCCUACACCACCUCCGAAGCGCAAGGAAGUGGGUUUGGGUCUUGGUCUUGAGUCGGAUGAAGGAACUACAACUCCUAGGCCAAAGGUAGAUUCUUCUCAAGAAGAGUUUGUUGUGUUUGAUGGGGAAUGGGCAUCUGCUGGUGAAGAAGCAGAAGUGACACGGGAAUGGGACGACAAUCUAAUGAGGAAUGUAACUGUCCGCAAAAGACCUGUGCGAAAGCUACAAAAGCGACGCAUAACCACGAAUUUUCUUACCAACGAAGAUGAUAUCGUGUCUCCGACAGUUGCUACAAAAGUUCUUCGGAGUAUGCCCUUGCAGGAGAGGAUAGCCAGAUACCGAAUUGCCAGGGAUACCGCGAAUCGAAUGACAUCUGAGAAAUUCCCUGAGAAAUCCGUGUGGCCUUCAGCUGCAGCAAGUCCUGAAUCCCCUACUACACAGGACGUGCGAAGAUUUUCAGCAAUGUCUGGACGUUCGUCUCAGUCGACCGUGGUUGAAGCUAUGGUUGUCGAUGCAAAGCCCACACGACGAAGGACUCUUCGCCACACUAAAAAGCAACUUGGCCUUCGUGAUUUCGGCUCUGACCAGUCUCUCUUGAGCUCUGGGCCAAGUUCGAUUGUGUCAAGUGAGCCUCAACAUCGCUUGCAUCAUCACAUGGAGAAGAUACCAGAGAGACGGCACCAAAGUCUAGCUUCGAAUAGCACAGUUGUGAGCACUGCCUCGUCAAACGGCAAGUCUAGAAGAGAAGUCCUCAAGAGUGGAGCUAUUCCGGUAGUUAUCAUUCCUGAACGACGUUCUUCGACGAAAUCUUCCAGGGCUCCAUCACUUAGAUCUACUAGCAGCAGAAGGACUAAGCGGAGCAUGUCACUCAACUCAGCUCCCUUGUCUGCCUCAUCCAAAUUCAACGACCCUGGCUACUUUGACUCCCUGCCUCCUCGAAAACGGACGAUGUCGGAGUCAGGUGGUUCUGCACAUUCGGUACACACCAUUGACUUUCCACCAGUCAUUCCAGCUCGAAGAUCGUCCCUAUCAGCUCCAACAAGUCGCAAUACAUCUAGAGCAGGGUCAUUGACUGCUGAAAGUCUACACGCGCAUAACAUGAUUCAGGCAACGAAACAACCAGUUCUACCAGAGUCUAGCACGACUCAACCAUCUGCUGAUGUUGAAAGAGAUCUUGGAAGCCACAGUGCUCGACUCAAUGUCGAUCAUAAUGGUGACCCUUUCUUUGGCAAACGCCUUUCUACACAGGUGACCCCCUUUUCGCAAGCAUCAUACGAAACGGCCGGGACCAUGGCGGAGGUUUCUGAAGCUAUGGCUGUCACGAUAUUUCCACAUCAGAAUAAGUCGGUCCUUGUCGUCCAGCAAAAGGCACCAACGGACUCACCCCCACUUGCUCUGAAGACAAUUGAUAGUGCGGAAACUGAGCGACCAACGAUGACCGUCAAUGGGCAUGCAACGAGUGGUCCAGUGACUCCACCUCAACCCUCACAUCCAAUGGACCAGGUUGAUUCGCCGCUCAGAAAUCCUCGUUCGCCUCCAGAGCCACCAGCGAUCAAGUUCAUUCCCCCCACUCCAGCUGCUGUUACUCCCGGGCAUGAAGAGGAUCGCCAGCUGGGCUACGACAACUAUCGUCCUUCUUCGUCAGAUGAUCAAUCUAAGAGGACUAUGUCUUUGAUGCGCCGAGCUUUCAGCAAUCGCCGCAAUUCAGAAACCGCUGCUCAGCGCCCAGGUUUUCUCUCGCGCACUUUUUCCUUGAGUGGCCAUCGAAAAGAACUAGUCGAUGAGUCAACACAAACGUCCAAGGGCUCUGCAAACGCGCUUUAUCCUUCUGUAGCAGAUAAGCCAGCCGAUGGUAGCAAGCUGCAUCCGUUCUGGAGACCUACUCAUUUCUGGGACGACUUGGAAGGUCAUCAAGCUUACGAUGACUAUGAUGACGACGAUGAAUACGGCUAUCCUUCAGCGGACAGCAGACCCAUUCCCAAGCGAACUUUCAGCCAGAAGUUGAAGCGUACGUUUGCAAUCUUGCCCAUCCAGGAUGAUUACUAUGACUACCAACCAUAUCCCAUUGAUCGUCGGACCAUGCGUAGAACUCCGAGUGGCAAUAUGAGGGUCGUAAAGCAACGUAGCACCAGUUCUAGCUUGAGAAGAUCAGGAAGUGAUCGAAGGGUAUACGUCGAGCAGCGUCCACAUACUGGUCCUUCCGCUGAGCGCCAGUUUGGCUACGGUUUCAAAGAAGGAAAUGGCGGCAAAGUCCACACGAUCCCUGGACUUGGUUUGAGAGUCGAAUAUGUGGGGUGGAGUGGAAUGAGAAGGAGAAUGAGUGAGAGGAGGAGAGAGCAGAGUAGGCAGAAACUAAGAGCCACGAUCUCAGGACCGAAGAGUAUCCAGAGCGGCGUGGACGAUGUCUUGAGGAGACGACAGACCUCGGUAUAA